Messenger RNA from Hibiscus syriacus, 330 nucleotides. RefSeq names its product COP9 signalosome complex subunit 2-like. The record is from RefSeq and is a predicted model, not a curated record. Bases 94 to 330 code for a protein of 78 amino acids. Gene Ontology annotation, cellular component: COP9 signalosome. NCBI's taxonomy places the organism in Eukaryota, Viridiplantae, Streptophyta, Magnoliopsida, Malvales, Malvaceae. Gene Ontology annotation, biological process: protein deneddylation. The transcript is spliced from 5 exons.
UAAUUUCAGCAAAUCGCGACACCUUCACCUCUCUAAUUUUCUACAACAUUCAAAUUCACUGAUCCUUCCGAUACCGAUAUUGUACGAGAAACCAUGGCUUCAGAUGCGGAUAUGGAAGAUUACGGAUUUGAGUACUCCGAUGAGGAGCCUGAGGAACAAGACGUUGAUAUUGAGAAUCAAUAUUACAAUUCCAAAGGUUUGCUAGAAACAGACCCUGAAGGAGCGCUUGUUGGUUUUUCUGAAGUGGUUAGCAUGGAGCCUGAGAAGGCUGAGUGGGGAUUCAAAGCUCUGAAGCAAACUGUAAAGAUCUAUUACCGUUUAGGGAGCUAG